This is a messenger RNA of Falco peregrinus (peregrine falcon), 2130 nucleotides long. It is a transcript of the gene TPM2, whose product is annotated as tropomyosin 2. Bases 126 to 977 code for a protein of 283 amino acids. The transcript has 9 exons. The record is from RefSeq and is a predicted model, not a curated record. Gene Ontology annotation, molecular function: actin filament binding. Lineage: Eukaryota; Metazoa; Chordata; Aves; Falconiformes; Falconidae. Gene Ontology annotation, biological process: actin filament organization; muscle contraction. Gene Ontology annotation, cellular component: actin filament.
GUGCUCCCACCGCCUCCCCCGAGCUCCUUCCCCGGCCUCCGUGCCCCGCUGCUCCCGCUUGCCCCUCGGCCCUCCACGCCCCGUGCUCCCGCCGGUCCGCGCCCCGCCGCCGCCCCGCCGCAACCAUGGAAGCCAUCAAGAAGAAGAUGCAGAUGCUGAAACUGGACAAGGAGAACGCCAUCGACCGCGCCGAGCAAGCGGAGGCCGACAAGAAGCAGGCGGAGGACCGCUGCAAGCAGUUGGAGGAGGAACAGCAGGGUCUGCAGAAGAAACUGAAGGGCACAGAGGAUGAAGUGGAGAAGUAUUCUGAGUCAGUCAAGGAGGCCCAGGAGAAGCUGGAGCAGGCGGAGAAGAAAGCUACAGACGCUGAGGCUGAAGUGGCUUCUCUGAACCGCCGUAUCCAGCUGGUGGAGGAGGAGCUGGACCGAGCCCAGGAGCGCCUGGCCACUGCCCUGCAGAAGCUGGAGGAGGCUGAGAAGGCAGCUGAUGAAAGCGAGAGAGGCAUGAAGGUCAUCGAAAACAGGGCCAUGAAAGAUGAAGAGAAGAUGGAGCUCCAGGAAAUGCAGCUGAAGGAGGCAAAGCACAUUGCAGAGGAGGCUGACCGCAAAUAUGAGGAGGUUGCCCGCAAGCUGGUUGUACUUGAGGGAGAGCUGGAGCGCUCAGAGGAGAGAGCAGAGGUGGCAGAGAGUAAAUGUGGUGACCUGGAGGAGGAGCUGAAAAUUGUCACCAACAACUUGAAGUCCCUGGAGGCCCAGGCUGACAAGUAUUCCACCAAGGAGGACAAGUACGAGGAGGAAAUCAAGCUUCUAGGGGAAAAACUGAAGGAGGCUGAGACACGGGCAGAGUUUGCAGAGAGGUCUGUUGCGAAGCUGGAGAAAACCAUCGAUGAUCUAGAAGACCGGUCCCAGCAGGAGGCUGAGAAAAACCGCGUUCUCACUAAUGAGCUGCGGGUCAUCCUUACCGAACUUAACAACUGAGCUGCCCAGAACUCCUGACCCCAGCCCAGCCUCCCUGCCUUGUUCUGGCCAGGCUGGCUCUGGGCUGGGAGCCCUUACUUGCUCCCUGCCAGGGUUACGUGGCAUGUGGAGCCUUGGCUUGUCCCCGUGGGUGUAGCCACCCUGCUUGAGGGGGACAGGGAGCCCCUCUGGAGCUGAUCGGUUUUUCCUGGGAGAGGAAUGAGGGUUUUUGUGAUGUCCUGGGACACUCAUGUGGUGAUGGCUGUCCCCCAUCAUCAGGCUGGCCCUGCUGGGGGAGGGACACAGUGAUUUCUGUUGCUGCCUUCAUCCCCUUGUCCCAGGAGCCAGCAGCCUCUUCCUCCUCACUGUGGUCACCCCAAACUGUGCAGGGAGGAUCCCCUUGGAGUGGGGUCCCUGCAUGGUGCUGGGAGGGCUGGGAUAGGACCUGGGGACUUGACAGCACUUCCUGCCUCAAGUCUGGGGCAGGGGACAGGGAAGAGCCCAGUAAUGGAAGAUGGGGCUGGGUGGGCAGAGCUCUUAUACAAUCCCUGUCUCUAGAGGGAAAGAGGAUGCCAUUUGAAAGUGAACCCUGGAAGCUGCCUCAGCAGUGGGCUGCCUGGCAGAGCUCCUCCCUGAAGUCUGUUAGCUCUGCUCCUUCUCUCUCUGCUGUUCUCUCUGCCUGCCCUCUGGGGCUGCCUCACUCCUUCAUGGAGCACCACUGGAUCAUGCAGCAGGCGCUGGUUCUUCUCUUUCACUGGCUAAGGGCAUACACAGCAUGUAGUGGUGAUGCCCUGGGGCUGGAUGCGCUAGUGGCUGGCCAAGGAAUGGUACCUGUCUGCAGCAACUGCAUUGCAGAGGGACUGGCCACGGGCAGUGGGGCACCAUGGGAGGAUGGAAAAGCUGAAGAGUGGGGACUGCCUGUCCCUAGUGAUCAGCCUGGGUGGUCUGGCCGCCCCAGCAGGUCCUGGAGUGGCUGGACUGAUCACUGCUGGUGAUGGGGCUGCUUGCAUGGACCCUGCUCCACAGGGGGCCCCCACUCAGCUGGAGGCUGUUGCUGUACUGAAAUGUCCAUUUGUGUGUGUGUGUCUGUGCUUGGUGUGGUGUGGGUGGGUCUGGCUGCACCUGGAUAUACUUGGGCUGUGUCUGUGUGUGUGUGGCUGUGUCCCCCUUGUAU